Molecule: messenger RNA, 2174 nt
Organism: Cricetulus griseus (Chinese hamster)
Lineage: Eukaryota; Metazoa; Chordata; Mammalia; Rodentia; Cricetidae
Source: RefSeq, a predicted model, not a curated record
GUGGUCACUAACUGCCAAGAGAAAAUCCAGCAUUGGGAGAAAGUAGACAAUGACUAUAAUGCUCUUCAGGAGAGACUGAGAACCUUGCCUGACAAGUUGUCCUACGACGUCAUGGUACCAUUUGGCCCUCUUGCCUUCAUGCCAGGAAAACUUGUCCACACUAAUGAAGUCACUGUUUUACUUGGGGACAACUGGUUUGCAAAGUGCUCAGCAAAGCAGGCUGUGGGUUUAGUUGAGCACCGGAAAGAACAUGUAAGAAAAACCAUAGAUGAUUUAAAAAAAGUGUUGAAAAAUUUUGAAUCCAGAGUUGAAUUCACAGAAGACUUGCAGAAGAUGAGUGAUGCUGCAGGUGAUAUUGUUGACAUAAGAGAAGAAAUUAAAAGUGACUUUGAAUGUAAAGGAAAACAACGAAUUGCUCAUAAACCUCAUUCCAAACCAAAAACUUCAAAUGUUUUCGAAGCAGAUUUUGAAAAUGAUGUAAAACCCAAGGAUUUGCCUGCUGAUGAGGAAUUAUGGGCUCGACUUGAAGAGCUAGAGAGACAAGAAGAAUUGCGGGGUGAACUUGAUAGUAAUCCUGAUACUGUGAUUACAAAUGGCGAAGACACAGUGUCUUCCGAGGAGGAAAAGGAAGAACCAGGCACAGGCACGGGUGUGAAUGUGGCGCCUCCGGUGACAGACUCCUCUGCCUCUGCCGGCUGUAGCAUGCAUGCUCGAAAUGCAGAGCUCCCCAAUGGCCAAGCCAGUAGUCAUUUGAACCGCUCAGUGAUUGGUUCACAUUCUUAUCAUAGCAACGGAGAAGAUGAAGAUGAUGAUGAUGACGAUGAAGAUGACACUGAGGAAGAUGAGGAUGAGGAUGGUGAUGACAGUGACCACACUAUUUCAAUAGAUAAUUCUGUACCAACAAUAUAUUUCUUUCAUACUGUUGAACCUAAAAGGGUUCGAAUAAACACUGGGAAGAAUACCACUUUAAAAUUCAGUGAAAAGAAAGAGGAAGCCAAAUGGAAACGCAGGAGUGGUGCUGGGAGCCAUGCUCCCCACGAGCUGCCUGCCAUCAGGACGGAUGGGGAUGACCGGCGCUGCGUCCUGAGGAGCCUCAGCUGCGAGGAGGCCUCCGAGGGCAGGGGGAGCACUUUGGAAGAACUGCAGGAAAACCACCCCAAGAAGCUGUUGCCCUCAGAAGCGUCCGAGGCUUUUUCUGGAACUGUAAUAGAAAAAGAGUUCUCAUUACCCCCCUUAGCACCACAGUCAGCCAUUGUUCAUCAUGUCCUACCCACUAUUCCAGAGCGAAAAGAAGUUCUGUCAGAAGGAUCUGAGGAACCUGCAAAGAGGGUUUCAAAGUUCAAAGCUGCCAGACUGCAGCAGAGAAACUAGAGAGGAGCUGGGUUUCACCCUCUGCAGCUCAAGCUUCACUUGAGGACACACAGCAAAUUCAGCCCAUGGAGUUGGAAAGACGUCCUGCUCACUUGGCAGCAACAGCUCUCUCACCUUUCUCAGUGGCAUUUAAAAAGUCAAAGUAAAUGUUUGAAUACUGUGACGUUCUGCUGGCUUUGUUAAUUCUCUGAGUACUGUCUAUGGCCUUAGGAUGCAGUAGCAGCAUUUGGAUUUUCUUUUCAAAGAAUACUGUCAUGCGUUGUUUUUGUGUUUCCAACUAAACACAGGCAGUUUUGUACCAGCUGUGAUGUUGUGCUUGCCAUAUGGACUGUGCUAAAGAAAUUUUAAAUUUUCAAAUAGAAUCAACAAUUAUAUUACUUGCUUUCACAUUUUAAAGGCACUUUAAAAAAAUCUACAUAUCUCUUGUAGGUUAUACAACUAGGUGGUUCUUGGAAAAGCUUCCUUUGAAUGUCAUACUGUAGUGUUUAAGGCAAGAAGCUGCACAAACCCUAUGGGAAAUUUUGACUAGAAGAAUAUUUUGUACAACUUUUUUUUGCAAGUAAAAUUUUUAUGAAACUUGGUUUCUAAAAUGUUGUGAACUUCCUGGUUUAGAAUUGUGUAUAAAAAUGUCUUUGAUUUGUGUAUAUGCUACCAGACCACAACACAGAUUCUUGAAUUCCCGCAAGCAUCUCUUUUUCCCUGUGCAUGCAGUCUUUGCUGGGAUUGUUCUUUGGGAGAGAAAAAUUUGUCUAGAUGCUUUAAAAAACAGAUUUUUUAAAAUAAAGAUUUUUUUUUUAAGUGUU